AUGUCUGUCGGAGACGAAAACUGGCAAACGACAAGACCAACCAUUAGAGAGAGAGCCAAAUUUGUUUUUAACAACGAUCGCCUCAGCGAUAUCAAGUUCGUUGUUCGUAAGACGGAUGGUGAAAGCGAAAGUAAACAAGUGAUUCCUGCUCACAAGUUCGUGCUGUCCAUCAGCAGUCCUGUGUUUGAAGCUAUGUUUUACGGUGAGUUGGCGGAGACUAAAGACUUUAUUGAACUGCCUGACUGUGAAUACGAGAGUCUCUUGGAGUUUUUUCGUUUCAUGUACAGCGAUGAAGCGAACUUGAGCGGAAGCAAUAUCAUGGGAGUGUUGUAUUUGGCAAAGAAAUACAUGGUGCCGUCACUAGCUGAGAAGUGCUCGGAAUAUCUACUGACGAACUUGGAUCCAUCCAAUGUUUUCAGUAUCCUUCCUUCUGCUCAGAAAUAUGAAGAGAAAGACCUGGUGGAACGAUGCUGGAAAGUGAUCGAUGACCAGACGGAACAAGCAGCGAAAUCGGAUGGAUUUGCGACAAUUCAGAGGUCAUUACUUGAGGCAAUACUCGUAAAAGACACUCUGGCGAUUGAAGAGAUAGAUCUUUUUAAAGCUGUUGACUUAUGGGCCACAAAAGAAUGUGAGAGACAAGGUUUAAAGGCAGAUGGUGACACAAAAAGAAGAAUUCUUGGAGAAAAAGCAGUGAAGGCAAUACGCUUCCCAACAAUGAGUCUGGAAGAUUUUGUGAGUGUUGUUUUACUCAGUGAUAUUCUUACAAAAGCCGAAAUUGUUAGUCUUACCAGACACAUAAGUUCUGUCUCCAAGUCUCCAGCGGGAUUUUCCGAAAUAGCAAGAUCUGGUUCUACUGGGAAAAUUCAAGGAUGUGGUAGAUUUACCUCACCACCUCAUGAUAGAUGGAAUUACAGUGGCAAACCAGAUGUCAUCGAUUUCGCUACAGACGAAGACACUUCCUUAUAUGGAGUACGCUUCUUUGGUAAACCGGACAGCACCUACUGUGUAGACUUCAACCUGAAGAUGCUUAAACCUGCGACAGUGUUGAUGUCUUUAAAAACUGGACCAAUACAAACAAAACAAUUGCAUGCCGAAACAUACAGUUACAACGGUUUUGAAUUGAUUUUCAGCACAAAAAUCAUUUUAAAGAAAAACACCCGGUACCGUUUAAGUGCUGUAAUAACGGGUCCUAUUUCAAAGAAAGGAAUGAACGGUGUCAGUUCUGUUCAGUGUCCAGGGGUAACAUUCACAUUCAUGAACAGUGACAUCCUAAAUAAUAAUGGAAGUAUUGUUUGUUUGGGACAGUUUCCCGAACUACUCUUUUGUCUUAAAUAAUCAGUGAAUAGUAACAUAGAACUUGGCUAUUAAGCAUCUGAUGGGUAUUGGGAAACCCAGAUUUUUUCGUUUUCUCCACGCCCAUGACAAAAAUUCUCUAUACCACUUUCUUCCCAUCAUUUACCCUUUUCGUUUUUUUUUUUCAAAGUAUCAGAGGAAACUACCAAAUCAGGAGCAUCACAAUGGAGCCAAUACCACGUUCGAAGACGGUGAUUUAUAAUGAUCGUUAAAUCAACAGAAAUUUUGCCUAUAAUAGAACUUCUUAGGGCCAAAGGCGCAUGAGUACUGAGAGAAAAUAUUCAGUUAAUGACUUUUAAUUAAUAGAAUAUCUCAAGGAUUGCUACUUGUUUCAUUUAUCUAACUCUAACAUUUUUAAAUCCAAAUCUUGAGCUUACAGUUCCGGUGUUAAUAACAGUUUUGUAUUGCGCUUAACAUUUCACAUUUCAUCUUUACAGACAAUCAUUGGAUGUACCUUUUUAAAGUUACUUUGGAGGCAAUAAUGGCUAACAACCAUCCUUACUGUCUUAUUUAGUGCAUCUCGAUUUUUCUACUUGAUUAGUCUGUGAAGAGAAUAUUCUCAAUAAAACAUGUAAAAUUUUGGGUAUAUAUUGCCCUUAAUUAGCUAGUGAAUUUGAUUUUCAAAAGCUGUGUUGCAUAACCCGUAAGGUAAAUCAGUCGUUCUUACAUUUACUCAAAAACACGAUCACAGUCAACAAUUCUUGGUGCCUUAGAUCAUUUCCCCAAUCAAGCCGUUCCCUUGAAAAAAAUCGUGACUCAUCAAGGUUCCAGCUUAUGACUUUUAUCUCGAACAAAACCGCUCCUCCUGUCGAUGUUCUAAUGUGUCACAUCAGUGACACACUCGGCUGCGCCUCGUGUGCCACUUUUUUGUUCUUACCACAUUUUGACGUCAUCUGUGAUCUAUUACUGAACAGACGCACGGCAACUUGGAAUCUAUUUGUUAAAUAGACUCACGUAUGCAGUAGUAAGUGUAGUUGUUGUUGUCGGAGCAACGACUGAUUUAAGGAGAGAUUUACUGUGGAAGAUUGCUCAUUUCAAGGAACUUUGGAGACAGCAGUUAGAUUGUGUUAGUGGAGAGCCAGGAUAUAGACUGUGGUGGGCUUAAUUAAGUUUAUUAACCACAAGUAUUGUCUUUCUUUUUAGGAGUCGCUCCUUAUUAAGAAUAUCACUCGUUGUUUAAUAAAGUUGUUGAGUUUGUGGGAUUGUAGUGUUUUUCUGUCGGUUAGAUUAUACCGUAACAAGAUAUGUCUUUUUUAUUCUUUUUUUUUUUUUUAUUUACUCAUCCCUUUUAAAAUCAUGAGCCGUUUACCAUCCCAGAAGAGUCCACAAGAGAGCUGUUAAAUUGAACGAGAAAAUUCAUUUUUUGUAAAUCCUAUUUCACAACAACCUUUCCCAGGUGAAGCUAAGUGCGAGCCUUGUUAGCGAAGGAAUUCCCAGAAAGUUGCACCUCAAAAUGGUUUAUUGGAGAAUUCCAUCAGGGUACCAUUUAAUGCUACGGCUUUGUAAAAUGGCUGCCAUUUACGAAUUCAAAACGGAAUAAAGGAUGAUUUGGGUAGUUGGAAAAGAAAAGACUGGGCAAGUAAAUAAAGGUCGUUCAGUUUUCACCCAACUCUCAUUUUUUGCUUUGUCAUCAUUUCAACUUUUUUGGGAUUCAAUCUACAAUCACUAUACGCAUCGAGUUUCCUUUUGGUUGUAUAACAAAGGCUUGCACUUCAGAGAGGAGCAAUCCCCGGAAAAAUACGUUCGAGGUUACAUUUUCGGUGAACUGUUCAUAUUUAACAGUUGCUCUUGACCGCUGUUACAAUUUGGGUACAAACUAUGUUUUUUUGUCACCAUUUUAAGAACCUUUCCGAAAUCACAACAUCACGAAAACAAAUUCUAUGUAUCACCUUUAAGUUGUUAAACAACUUUCUACAGGCCUUUUACCGAUUUUAUGAUCAUUACCAUAACUAUAACUAAAAUUAUUUUAGUCAUCAUCAUAAAUUUUGUUUUCCGUCUUUUAAGUAGUGCACGGCAAGAAUCACGCUUGAAAGAAGAAAUUCAGUUCAACAUAACCUUCGUAGGUCAUACUUCACUGAUUUCGUGUUGUUACCGUGAUUUAUUCUCAUGCUCGAGUAGGAAAUCGCAAAAAUAUGUUCCCGCAAGGCACAAAAAAAACCGCCAGUCAAUUAACUGUCCGCAAAAUUUUCACGACAUUCUUAGAUAACAUUAUAUAAGUCAAGAAAUUCAAAUUCUGUCCACAAUUUCCAGCGUAGGAAUAAUGUUUCCUCUCCGGACCGCAGUUUCUAACUCACAUACAGAUAUUCUUAACGAAUACUAAACAAUUACGUUACAGAUAGAAACGCAUACAGAAACUUCUUUAAGCAACACCAAUGCAUAUAUUAUUAGGCUCUCUGCGUAUUAAACAACCUUUGUGCCCAUUCGUGACUGCUACCGGAAAUGCUUCCAAUAUAUUCAUGCCCCGAGGCAACCUCGUUAAUAUUUGCAUGCGUAACGUUACGUGUCACUAAUUAAUGUGAACGGAGUAAAAGGGCAAAAUGUCAUUGGUGAUUUAAGUGGUUUUAUUGUGGACCACUGUACUCUGGGGGUAAAAAUCAGGUACAUUUUUGCGCAGCCUGAAUCUUGGAGGGAGCGAGUAACUCACACAACCAAUAUGAGGUUUUCUCGGUUAAUAAACAAAUAAAAGAAUACAUUAAUAUGUGACCAUUUAUAUUUAAAUUUUGGGAGUUACCCCCUGCUGUCUUCUCCUCGUGCUCCGCCAAUAUAAAAACUUCUCUACCUUGCUAACUAAAGCGAAUUGUCCCUGUCUCUAAAGCCAGAAGCAGCUAUCAUGUCUCUCACCGAAGACAAUUGGCAAACAACACGACCAACUAUCAGAGAAAGAACUAAGUUCGUUUUCAACAACGAACGUUUCAGCGAUGUCAACUUCGUUGUUCGGAAGAUGGACGAUGAACGCGAAAGUAAACACGUGAUUCCUGCUCACAAGUUGGUUCUGUCCAUCGGUAGCCCUGUGUUUGAAGCCAUGUUUUACGGCGAGUUGCCGGAGACUAAACACUCUAUUGAACUGCCUGACUGUGAGUACGAGAGUCUCUUGGAGUUGUUUCGUUACAUAUACAGCGAUGAGGUGGCUUUGAAUGGAAGUAACGUGAUGAGAGUAUUAUAUUUAGCAAAGAAAUACAUGGUGCCGUCACUCGCCGAGGAGUGCUCCAAAUAUCUUCUAAAGAACUUGGAUCCAUCCAAUGUUUUCAGCAUCCUUCCAUCCAUACAGAAAUAUCAAGAGAAAGACCUGGUGGAACAAUGCUGGAAACUGAUCGACGAAAAGACAAAGGAAGCUUUAAGAACGGAUGAAUUUGCGACAAUUCAGAGGUCCUUACUUAACGAGGUAAUCAUUAGAGACAAUCUAUCAGUCGAUGAGAUAGAUCUCUUUAAAGCUGUUGACCUGUGGGCCACAAAGGAAUGUGAGAGACAAGGUAUAGAGGCACAUGGUGACACGAAAAGAAGAAUUCUUGGAGAACAAAUUGUCAAAGCCAUACGCUUCCCAACAAUGAAGGAGGCAGACUUUGCAGGUGCGGUGCUUGACAGUGACAUUUUAACAAAACACGAGAUUAUCAGUAUCUUCAAAUAUUUUAAUUCCAUCACCAAGUCUGUAGAAGGCUUUUCCAAGGCAAAGAGGUUUGGUGAUAUUAAACGAUGCUGCAGACUGGGCUUAAAGUCAGACAACCCAUGGAAUUAUCCCAAUCGCAGAGAUUGUUUUAACUUCUCUGUGGACAAGGAUGUGGCGUUACACGCGAUAAGCUUCUUUGGUAACGAAAAUCAAACUUACCCAGUUACCUUAGAGGUGAUAGACAACACAAGUAAAUCAGUUCUAGCCACCAAAACUGCAUCCUUUCCAUCAGAGUUGUUGCAGUGCGAGAAAUGCAGCUACCAAGGUUUUGAGGUUUAUUUCGACCAGCAAAUUAACAUAAAGAGAAACACUUCCUACGCUAUAAGUGCUCUGAUAUCAGGUCCUCCUACGUGCCAAGGAAUUGGUUGUGUUGGCUCAAUUCAAUGUGCAGGUGUAACAUUCACUUUCACCAACAAUGAAUCCUCAACAAAUGGAACAAGCACCAUGUGCGGUCAAUUUCCAGAAUUAUUGUUUUCUCUACAAUAAUCACUAGUUAGUCGUAACAGAAAUGAGUACAUGGCUUGUGUAACAGGAUAAAAUGGAUUGCUUGUGGAGAACAGGUGCACACGACCGAGCGCAAAGAAGGGGGGGGAAUUUAUGAGGGCUAUGACUAAACAAGGGAAACAGGACACAGACAUGUUUAUCAUAUUAUUGAACAUUUUAGCUUUGAAACAUUUUUCGCUGUAAAUCAAGAGUAAAAGUACUGCCUGGAAUCGCUGUAUCAGUGACUCAACUCACCGAGCUGUUGCUUUUUAAAAAUUUUUCUGUCAUGCAACGAUUUUCAGCUGUUACCUCAAAGUUCAAUGAUACGCUUUAAUUCUAAAUCUUAGUCUUGGAACAACACAAAUAUCAUUUUCAAGGCCUUGAAAGUGAUGGACUUCGAGUGUGGGUCAUGGUUAAUCAUAAAAAAAUAACUGAGCCUUAGAUAUUUGAGAGAGACACCUUCAUUUCAGAUCAUUUUCACACAAAGUCAAAUAAUUUUGGAACCAGCUUCUUGAACGGUGUUUCAAAACGACAUGGAUGGGCGUACAAAAAUUUUAUUUUAACAGAUGAGGAACACCUUUUUAGUGUUUAUGGUAAAAAAAUUUUGAUGCAGCAUAAAAGCAUAUACAGUUUAAUAUUCCCUCAGCUACGCUUCAGCGCGUUGAUAAUUUUGUUUCAGAAAAACAUUUCGCUACGCUGUAAACGAUUUUGUUUCCAUGUUUAACUUAAAUUGCCGCAGAAGUCUUAACCAGUUUUUUAAUAGCAAAAUCCCAAAGUAAAAAAUCGCAGAGAAAAUUUGUUUUCUCGAGGGAUUUAUUUGCUGACGUCAUGAGCGUGCACAAUAGCAAUAUGAAGCACGCUCACGCAAUUGAAUUUGAUUAGACAAAUUUACUAGCUAUGUUAUAAAUGUAUUUGAAAAGUGUAAAUGAAAAGUGCAAAUCAAAUGAUCAUCUUCCUCGUGAGUGGUUUUCCAAAUGUGAGCAACAAAGGUUUUUUUUUUCUGGCAGGCUACUAGGCAGCUCACCGAAUACGGGAGCCACUAAGUGAAUUGAUCCUAUAUACAAAGGGAGUGAGUUUCUAAAGAAACUGUGGUACUGCGUCGGUGGGAGAAUAUAACAGGGUAAUUUAGUUUAAUAAACUGAGUUGAUUAUGUAAAUUGGCAACCGUAAAGAGUUUCUUAAGCUGACGUUUCGGGCGUUAAUCCUUCGUCAGAGUGAAUGGUCAGGUGUUGCUUCCUAUAUAGGCGUAAUUUCCCUUUCCACUGAAAACGUUCAUCCUUUUUCUCAAUAGAGAGUUCUCAGCUUCAAUUAAAGGAAAAGGAUAAAGAAGCCCUGUGUUUGCAGGCCCGAAUGUAGGUUGUAAGACAAAGUCAUUUUUCAUUGAUGUGUUUUCCGUCACGCUGGCCCCCGCGCUGACGUACGGAGAACUAGGGGUGAAAAUUCUGUCGUGUAUGAUGUUAUUUUAUCUUCAAAUUUCCUAAAUUACCACUGUCUCGGUUUCCACCCGAUUUAUAAAUCGAAUUGAUACAGCCGACAGAUAAAUUUUUCCUUGAUUCACCGCCCAUCUCACAACAGAA
Pocillopora meandrina is the source of this 7076-nucleotide messenger RNA. NCBI's taxonomy places the organism in Eukaryota, Metazoa, Cnidaria, Anthozoa, Scleractinia, Pocilloporidae. The record is from the annotation of a GenBank genome assembly.